AUGGCUCAGAAGCUUUGGUCCAAGGCUGCCCGCUCCGCAAGACCGACUUGGCAAGCAUAUUCACCGGUUCCAGCUGGCGGCCAGGAAACCGAGAGCCUGCUGCUAGUUGGCGGCGGCUGGGACGGCGGGGGGAGAGAUGACGAUGCCACGCCGGGCGGGAGAAGGCGUAGCAACGAGGGCGACGUCGCGAGACGAGCGGCAGGGAGUCCCAGGCGGCAAGAAGGAGGCAGCGGCCGACGAGGGCGCAAAGGCGAGGCGGCUCGGGGAUCGAUGGGCGCGGGCGGUCUCGAAGAUAGGCGAGAAGGUGCGUGCGCGUGCGGCGAAGGCGGGAGAAAGGACAGCACGCUUGGCCUUGGUGGCGGCUGUUUUCUUCACAGCCAGAGUCAGGACGGCGGAGCCAUCCUUCACAGCGCUCUAGAUCGCGCGGAUCCCUCGGCGCAGGCGAGGCGAACCGGUCCACAACUGCGCGUCCUACACGCAGGUGGAGUGGUCCUCUCUGCACUGCGUGCAAAGCGAAAAAUGCUCAAGCAGAUGUUGGCCCAGUACGCAACCUCUACUCGUCGCCUCGCGGAAUUCGACCGUGAAUGUCUCCCUAGCGUCCCACCAUGGGCAGCGCGGACAGUUAUGUCAAAGAUUGAAGGGGUCAAACCACAGCAGGUCUGGUCCAUCUGA
Messenger RNA from Canariomyces notabilis, 672 nucleotides. RefSeq lists its product as uncharacterized. The record is from RefSeq and is a predicted model, not a curated record. Bases 1 to 672 code for a protein of 223 amino acids. Lineage: Eukaryota; Fungi; Ascomycota; Sordariomycetes; Sordariales; Chaetomiaceae. The transcript is spliced from 2 exons.